Molecule: messenger RNA, 570 nt
Organism: Rubroshorea leprosula
Lineage: Eukaryota; Viridiplantae; Streptophyta; Magnoliopsida; Malvales; Dipterocarpaceae
Source: the annotation of a GenBank genome assembly
AGGGGUUCUUUCCUUCACCUCUCUUUCUCCUUUCUCUUUCUUGAGGCCUUCUCCUCUUUGUUUCCAUCGAUGAUUCCAUAAUUGCUGCUGUUACAGGGAGGCGAUGAAGGGGUCUCAGGUCCUUUGCUCUUCACUUAUUCAGCCUAGAUUUGAACAAAAUAUGGGGGAAAUGAUUCAAUUGUUUUGGGCUUGGGCUGCUGUGCUUGGAGAUUACUGGGGGCCUCUGACUGUGGAAGAGCCUAGACUCUCUUCUGUGCAAGUUUCUCCUAAUGCAAAGAAUGACCUACAAAAUGAGUCGACCUCCACUAAAGGAGAUGUUCCCCUUCAUCACAUAGCAAAUUUGGUGAAGAGAGAGGAGUAUGGCUUGAAGAAGACAUGGAAAGGCUCGGAAGGAAUCAAGUUCAACCACCAAGAAAGAAGAUGGAAAGGAAGAGGAAGAGGAAGAUAGUUCCUACAAUGCUUGGUGUAAGCAGGGCAUCCAAAGCAAAACUUGAUGGCCCAGGCACUAGACUUGCCAUGUAGGUGGACACCUCUCAUUUGUCUGCUAGUUAAUAGAUUACCUGAAUUUGG